Molecule: messenger RNA, 2037 nt
Organism: Boeremia exigua
Lineage: Eukaryota; Fungi; Ascomycota; Dothideomycetes; Pleosporales; Didymellaceae
Product: amidase signature domain-containing protein
Exons: 1
Coding region: 225-1988 (587 amino acids)
Source: RefSeq, a predicted model, not a curated record
ACCUAGUUCACGAUCCACUUUCGAUAGGCUUUCGUUUCCCGUUCACUAGUUCCGCCCAAAGUGGGGUAGACUUUGAUUGCAACGUUCGGCCCCCAAUCACAGUAUUGGUUGCACGGGUCUGCGGUGAGCUGUAGUGCUACAUGCACGCAGGUACAAAUACGAUUGCAAUCGCCGCUACCGCGAUUGCUCUGUGUUCACAAUAGUACUUCGAUCUGGUCAGCCCGAUGUAUCGAGGAAUCGCUUUCUUGGGUCUUGCCCUCAGCGCGGGUGCACAGCAAAACGCGUCGAGCAUCCUCAACGUUGAUCCUCCGCAGGAGCCAUUUCCAUACGCAUUCCCGCCUCAAGAUGCAGCAGGCACAUCGGCCUUGUUUCCAAUGCCCGCCUGUGUAGGCAUCACGCUUGAAGAAGCAACGAUCGAUCAGCUGUCUAAUUACAUGAGCAAUGGGUUACUUACUUCCGCGCAACUGCUUCGAUGCUACCUCUCGAGAGUGCAGCAAGUUGAUGAGUACAUCAAUUCUAUCAUCGAACUCAAUCCAGACGCCGAAGAGAUUGCCACUGCAUUAGACGCAGAACGGGCUGAUGGUCAUGUGCGUGGGCCGCUGCAUGGAAUACCGUUCAUCGUCAAGGAUAAUAUCGCGACUAAGGAUCUAAUGGAGACGACUUGUGGGAGCUGGACGCUAUUGGGAAGCGUGGUGCCAAGGGAUGCUCACGUAGUCGCGAGGCUACGAGAGGCGGGCGCACUUCUGAUGGGCAAAGCGACGCUAUCAGAGUGGGCUGACAUGCGGUCAAAUAACUACUCCGAAGGAUACUCACCAAGAGGAGGCCAAGCAAGAAGUGCCUACAACCUCACAUUGAACCCCGGUGGAAGCAGUUCGGGAAGCGCGGCGGCUGUAGCAGCGAACAUCGUAUCAUUCGCGCUGGGCACAGAAACAGAUGGAAGCGUCAUCAGUCCAGCAGAACGAAACGCACUGGUCGGAGUCAAGCCAACGGUAGGCUUGACAUCGCGAGCUGGUGUGGUUCCUGAGAGUGUUCAUCAAGACAGUGUUGGCACUUUCGGCAGAACCGUUCGCGACGCUGCAUACGCUUUCGAUGCAAUCUACGGCAUCGAUCCAAGGGAUAAUUAUACUUUAGCUCAAAAUGGCAAUACCCCAUCAGGUGGCUAUCUGCAAUAUUUAACGAAUAAGUCGGCUCUGAAAAAUGCGACCUUCGGUGUCCCGUGGGAGACCUUCUGGAUAUACGCAGACGAGCAGCAGCGAGAACAACUCCUUUCCGUCAUAUCAGCAAUCAAGGCUGCAGGUGCUACAAUAAUUAAUAACACGGAGAUACCUAAUCGAGAGCUAACCGUCUCACCUGAUGGCUGGAACUGGGAUUUUGGAACUACGCGCGGCUAUCCAAAUGAAUCUGAGUACACAGUCGUGAAAGUGGACUUCUACAACAACAUUAAAACCUAUCUCUCCGAGCUAGAGAACACAAAUAUACGCUCGUUGGAGGAUAUAGUGGCCUACAACUAUGCUAACGACGGCACUGAGGGUGGGAACCCGUGGCCACAAGGCAUUCCAGCCUUCUACUCUGGCCAAGACGGCUUCUUAGCGUCUUUGGAAACGAAGGGUGUUAUGGAUGAGACAUACUAUCAAGCACUCGCAUUCACGCAAAAAGCUACGCGAGAAGACGGUAUUGAUGCAGCUCUCGCGAACAAUGGGCGACCGGUCGACGUGCUACUGGUCCCGUCGAAUGUUGGACAGACGUAUCAGCUCGCGGCUCAGGCUGGAUACCCCGUCGUCACGAUCCCGGCUGGCGUACACGCGCGUUCAGCUAUGCCGUUUGGGUUGUCGUUGAUGGGUACUGCCUGGAGUGAAGCGACUCUGCUGAAGUGGGCCAGUGCAAUCGAGGAUCUGCAGCUAAGUAUCGAGGGAUUGCCCAAGAGGACAUUGCCGAAGUGGCAUGCGUACAAGGAAAGGAACAUACCAGUCCCAUUUUCUGAUCCUUAGGCGAGACCCUGUUUUUCGGGUGUCACCGAAAGAGUACGCAUGUCUGCUG